UUUAUCACAGCUUAAGCUGAAUUUACGAGCCUCAUGAGUUCCGAUUAUAUCUUUUAUUUUAUUUUUUUGUGAAGGAAAAAUCUGUAUUUAUUUUAUAAUAUAUUUUUUUAAUACAGAUGUAAGUGUAGAAUUAAAUUAAUUUGGAAGAAUUGGGUGUGACGUUAGUCUCGAAUUACACGUGGCCACGUGGAAUAUGUGGAGCCCAGGGGGUUUGUUUCUUCACUACGAAGCUAAUCACCGGUGCAGCAGUGUCAUGGCCCCACUGGCUUAUAUCACCCAUCUGUCCCGCUAAAAGAAAAGCGAGCUUACAUACUUCCACUACAUUGCCACUUUGAUUCUUGGACCAAAAUACCCUCACUUAUUAACGUGAUUUCUGAAAAUACCCCCGGCGUUUCCACAAUAAAUACAUGGCCUCUACGCUGCAAUUCUUCCCUUUCCUCCUCCUCCCUCUCUCCUCCUUUAUUUUGUCCACUAGAUUCUUUCCUGCCGUCAUGCUGUCCACUUUUCCCACCUUCGAGUCCAUGCUCGGAAACCCCUUUCCGGCCUUCGACACGGCCACCACGCCGUGGGAAUCCCACGAACUUUUUCCGACGGCGCUCCAGCUGCCGGAACCCGCCGGUUCGGACGUUUUCCAGUCUCCAAAGCCGGUGAUUUCGAGUUCCAGCUCCGAUAACCAAGGCCCAAACCAGGACGAAACGGAAGCCAUGAAUCCCGGUCCAUUCGAGCCGGACCGGAAGGCCGACAUCAUAGACGAGCGAAAACGGCGUCGGAUGGACUCGAACCGGGAGUCGGCGAGGCGGUCCCGCAUGCGUAAACAGAAGCACUUAGAAAACCUAAGGAACUUGGCGACGAAGCUGAGAGUGGAAAACCGGGAUCUCUCGAACCGGUUGCGGUUCACGGUUUAUCAGCUGAACCGGGUGCGGACGGAAAACGACCACCUCCAGACAGAACACACAAUUCUGCGGCAGAAACUUUUGUACAGCCGACGAGCAUUAAUAGUCCGGCAACUCCAACGACAAUUCGCUUACGAACAACAAAACCACCCUGCGCCAACAAUUUCGCAAUACGCCCAAUUAAAUAACAACCACCUCAUUAAUUGCUAAAACAAGCAAAAUCCGCACAACGUUACCAUUAGAAGAACCAAUUUUCUCAGCACUCUCUCUCUCUCUCUCUCUCUCUCUCUCUCUCUCUCUCUC
This is a messenger RNA of Momordica charantia (bitter melon), 1196 nucleotides long. RefSeq lists its product as uncharacterized. Gene Ontology annotation, biological process: positive regulation of DNA-templated transcription. NCBI's taxonomy places the organism in Eukaryota, Viridiplantae, Streptophyta, Magnoliopsida, Cucurbitales, Cucurbitaceae. Gene Ontology annotation, cellular component: nucleus. The record is from RefSeq and is a predicted model, not a curated record. Gene Ontology annotation, molecular function: transcription cis-regulatory region binding; DNA-binding transcription factor activity.